This is a messenger RNA of Daldinia caldariorum, 2842 nucleotides long. Its product is annotated as ARM repeat-containing protein. Bases 66 to 2573 code for a protein of 835 amino acids. Gene Ontology annotation, molecular function: ATP binding; protein kinase activity. The record is from RefSeq and is a predicted model, not a curated record. Gene Ontology annotation, biological process: tRNA export from nucleus; protein phosphorylation. NCBI's taxonomy places the organism in Eukaryota, Fungi, Ascomycota, Sordariomycetes, Xylariales, Hypoxylaceae. Gene Ontology annotation, cellular component: cytoplasm. The transcript has a single exon.
CUUUUACCAAAAUACAUACUUCAAUGUACAGGUAGCUAAUUGUUACAUGCAUUGCAUCUUUAUGAAUGUUUUUUUUGUACAACUGUCUCGAAUUACAUAAAGAUUCACGACUUAUUCAAACUGGAAUUAUAAACCACAUUACUUUGGUACCUGUACCUAUUACCUCAGUUAUUUUUACUCGCGCCGCUCUAUUCUUCCCUCCCUCCACCAAUUCGCAUGAAAUAAACCAACCAAGCAGUACUAUGGAUUUCCUCAAAUCCGCGGUCGCGUCCGCCAUUUCUCAGGGGCCGCCUUUUCCCUAUUCCUUUGGCGACAAGGUCGACAUAGAUGCCUCAAUAUGGACCCUCUAUAAUGGUACGAGGCGAGCUGAUGGAUCCAACUGCAGCAUAUUUGCUUUCGACGUUCCCUCGAAUAAAGCGCUGGUCCCCCUCGCGAAGAAUGCGGUCAAGAAGCUACGAACAAUGCGACAUCCAGGCGUUAUCAAGGUCUUAGAUACCGUCGAGACAGAUUCGUACAUUUACAUCGCGACGGAAAGGGUAGUACCUCUGAGAUGGCACGUUAAGAGAAAGAGCCUAAGUCCUGAGACGAUCAAAUGGGGCUUAUACAGCAUCGCGCGUACCAUUAAGUUUAUUAACGACGAGGGCUCCUCCGUCCACGGCAGCCUUCGAGUCUCGUCUAUAUAUACAUCCGAGAGCGGGGAAUGGAAGCUAGGCGGCUUUGAAGUGUUGAGUAACGUCAAGGAUGACGAUGCUGUAAUAUACAGAUAUGGAAGUCUAGUGCCGGAUGCUGCGAGAUAUACUCCACCAGAGCUUGCGCGGUCGGGAUGGGACACCCUCAAGAAAAGCCCACAUUCGGCCGUUGAUGCUUAUAACUUCGGCACUACCAUAUUCGAAGUUUUCAACGGCGAUUUUACGGGCGCAGAUCAGGCAGGGCAGACGAAGGGCAUCCCACCCAGUAUGCAUGCGGGCUACAAGAGGCUUGUUAACGCGAACCCCAAAGCUAGGAUUACAGCAGGAGCAUUCUUAGAACAGGGGUGCCGAUCUGGUGGCUUCUUUGACUCGCCCCUGAUUAAGUUGACCGAGGGAAUAGAUAAUCUUGGUGUGAAGUCUGAAACCGAAAAGGAAGAAUUUCUGGAUGAUCUGGACCAGCUAACGGAUGACUUCCCGGAAGAAUUCUUUAAAAUGAAGGUUUUGCCCGAACUGUUAAAGGCCGUAGAAUUCGGCGGAGGCGGGCCUAAAGCGUUCGGGGUUGUGAUGAAGAUAUCCACGAAGCUAUCAAACGAGGAUUUUGAGUCUCGGGUCCAACCGGUUGUCAUCAGACUAUUUGGCAAUCCUGACAGGGCGAUACGAGUCUGUCUUUUGGAUAAUUUACCAGUUAUGAUUGACAGACUGUCUCAAAAGGUUGUCAACGAUAAGAUUUUCCCAAACAUGGUUUCCGGCUUCGCGGAUGUGGCCCCCCUCGUGCGAGAGCAGACACUAAAAUCCGUUCUCGUCGUCAUCUCAAAGUUAUCAGACCGAACAAUCAACGGCGAAUUGUUAAAGCAGCUCGCCAAGACAGCUAACGAUGAGCAGCCUGGCAUUCGGACGAACACCACAAUUUGUCUAGGUAAAAUUGCUAAGAAUCUUGGAGCAUCGUCAAGGAGCAAGGUCCUGCUAGCAGCGUUUACUCGGUCACUUCGAGACCCCUUUGUGCACGCGCGUAACGCGGCGCUCUUGGCGCUUGCAGCUACAAGCGAAUAUUUUACCGAGGAAGAUUGCGCUGUACGGCUUUUACCAGUCAUAUGUCCAUCGUUACUCGACAAGGAGAAACUAGUCCGGGAUCAAGCCAACAAAACUUUAGAAGUCUACUUGCAAAGAGUACGCAAAGCUGCAGCUAGUAUGCCGGACACUGUUCAACCACCGCCUCAGACAACCGAAGGUGCUGGACCGCGUAUGAGCACGCCACAACCCAGCGAGGCGUCUUCUUGGGCCGGGUGGGCAAUUUCUUCCUUUACCAACAAGUUAUCCGCUGCAUCGGGCGAAAUACAAACUUCAAGGGUUCCGGUUAUUUCGCCCCAACUCCAACCCACUACUAAACAUGUCCCAUCAACGACGUCGUCGGCUUCUACGUUACAUCGCCAGGUCCUUAAAUCUCCAUCUCCCGCGCCGCCUCUAUCUCGCAACUCGUCUACUUCAGCCGAGGCUUACUUCAAGGACCCCGAACUGGUGAACGAUGACGGGGGCGACGCUUGGGGAGAUAUGGGCGACAUGGACGACGACGGAAAUGCGUUUUUCGAUGCAACUAGCGAGCCCACGAAGGUCGUGAAGGAGCCCGUGGCAUCUUCCCAACCAUUAGACGAUGGCUCGGAACCUGACUUUGCGGGAUGGUUGGCAGCGCAAGCAAAGAAGAGCACUCCUGGUGGCGGUAGCAAACCUCUGCCCAAAGGUCUCUCAAAGGCGAAUGGCAAAACAUCUACCACCGCCGCCACCAAGAAACCGCUUACAUCCAGACCAGCGACAAAGGUUGUUGCAAAGAAAAUUGACACGAAACCGAAAGACGCUGACGACGACGACGGGUGGGGAGACGGGUGGUAACAGUGAGUUUGGACGGAAAAAAGAAAAGGUAAUCAAGGGUUCCAAUAGUCAACUGAAGGCAUUGCAAGGCGUUUUGGUGUACGGAGUACAGUGGUCGGAUCCGGGAUCCGAGGGUUUGGUGGUUUUCUGGUAUACCAGGCAUCAGGUGGUCAUUGCUAAAAUCUAAGCGCAAGUACGGAUAAUUACGAUAUAGACAUAAUAAAUAUCUUAUAUACAAGUCACGGGCAUACUUAACCUAACCCAUUGUAACAAUCAGUUCUUCCUCACGG